Molecule: messenger RNA, 922 nt
Organism: Haliotis rubra (blacklip abalone)
Lineage: Eukaryota; Metazoa; Mollusca; Gastropoda; Lepetellida; Haliotidae
Product: perlucin-like
Exons: 3
Coding region: 49-762 (237 amino acids)
Molecular function (GO): signaling receptor activity
Source: RefSeq, a predicted model, not a curated record
UGCUCUAUUCAGUAACUACAACUGGAGCAACCGGUUGUGACAGAAGUAAUGAUUCUGAAGCUAAUUCUACUUUGUUUGGUGGGUUGUGGCACUGCUUUGAUAAGGUCGGGGUAUGGAAAGAAAUGGACAGAAUUUGACAAUGUUAUCAUGUCAAAAAACGUCAUCUCUGACGUGUCAGAUGUUCACAGUGGGAAACCAUGUGUACUUCUUUGUCUCGAGAAGGAUGGUUGUAUUUCUGUGUUUUACAGACCUCAACACCGACGGUGUCAGCUCCAUGACGUGCUGUUCCUGUCGUCUGAAGACGGAGAACAAGAGACAGGCACCGAGUACUACAGCUUAACAACAGGGGUUUGUCCAGUUCACUACGUCCAGAACCGCCUCCUCAACCUCUGCUACCAGUUCCAUGCUAUUACGACCAUGUACGACGAUGCUCUUGCUGACUGCACGUCAAGAGGAGACCACUUUAUUGUCAUUGACAAUGAGGACAAGCAGAACCACUUCGUCACACAGAGCUCUUCUUCAAAAGCUACUGCAAAAUGCAGCUACUUCAUCGAUGGCUCAGAUGCGGCAAAUGAAGGACAAUGGGUAUUCCAUGAUGGCCGACCUAUGACCUACUUCGCCUGGUAUCCAGGUUUCCCGUCUAAUAAGCCAUUGUUUGAUUACAUCAUCGCCAAGAAGUUAGCCACAAAUGGAAGUGCAUAUUUGUGGCAAGACAGGGCGCGUGCACGGUCAAAUUGCUACGUCUGUCAAAAAGACCUAUGACAUCCUUGUAAACAAAUGUGAGAUUACCGGCAGUCAGCAAGUUGUUUCUGCUUCAAGAAAAACACCCCGCUUGCAUACGGCACAGACGUCAUAGGAUGAAUGAAUCGGUCAAGUGCAUUGUAUAGAUAUCACGGUUAUUAAAUAUUUUCACUUCCAAACA